This is a messenger RNA of Hylaeus anthracinus, 1820 nucleotides long. RefSeq names its product esterase FE4-like. The record is from RefSeq and is a predicted model, not a curated record. The transcript has 8 exons. Bases 29 to 1684 code for a protein of 551 amino acids. NCBI's taxonomy places the organism in Eukaryota, Metazoa, Arthropoda, Insecta, Hymenoptera, Colletidae.
GCUGCUAGGCGAGCCCUCGGAUUAGUUCAUGCUACUGCUCCGACAAGUUUGCGUCCAGGCGUAUCACAUGGCGUGCAAAAAUCCGGUAGUGAACGUGAAGCAGGGGCAGCUGCGCGGCGUGGUCGAGGACAACGUCUAUGGCGAACAAUACCUCGCCUUUCGUGGGAUCCCGUACGCGAAGCCUCCCACUGGUCCGCUCAGGUUCAAGGAUUCCCAACCUCCCGAGCCAUGGACCGGAUGCAGGGACGCCACUAAGUACAGCAACGUUUGCGCUCAGUUCGACUUCAUUGUACGAGAAGUGGUCGGAAGCGACGAUUGCCUGUAUCUGAACGUGUACACGCCAUUGGAUAACGCAGCCACGAAGCGGUCUGUGAUGGUCUGGGUGCACGGCGGUGCCUUUGUUCAAGGAUCCGGCGACAACUAUAUUUAUGGGCCCGAUUAUCUCAUCCGCAAGGACAUCGUCCUGGUCACCAUUAAUUACAGGCUUGGGAUAUUGGGUUUCCUCAACACACAGAACGAAAUGGCUCCAGGUAAUCAAGGACUGAAGGACCAAGUGAUGGCGCUGAGAUGGGUCAAGGAUAAUAUCGCGAGCUUUGGCGGUGAUCCAGAGAACGUCACGAUAUUCGGAGAGAGUGCUGGGGCUGCCUCGGUGCACUUUCUCAGCAUAUCGCCCAUGGCUCGAGGAUUGUUUCACAAAGUGAUAGCGCAGAGCGGAGUGGCGUUGAAUCCUUGGACCAUGAGCGCCAAGAACUCAAAAGAGUCCGUGUUUCAGCUGGUUGCCAAACUAGGCAAAGAGACGACCGAUCUUGAAACAGCCGUGGAAUAUCUGACGACGUUGGACCCGCUAAAAAUCAUAGUCGCCGAGUGUGAACUUCUCACGCCAGAGGAUAGGUUCACUAUGUUUGGAUUCUUCGGACCAACCGUCGACGAUAAAUCCCCGAACCCAUUUAUUCCACAACAUCCAACGGUUCUAAUGAAAAACGCUCCUAGCGUGCCCUAUUUGCUUGGUCACAAUAGUAACGAAGGAAGCUUCUUGGUUACGACACUGCAGCGUUUUAAAGACUACGAUAAAAUCAACAACAAUUUCGAGAUCACCAUCUUUCCGAGCACACUGGACUCGCUGAAGAAAGACGGUGUUUCUAUCGAAGAUUUGAAACGUAUAUAUUUCGGCGAUCAACCGAUCGGCGAGAAAACAUUGCAAAACUAUGCGGAUUUGCAAAGCGACAUAGCGUUCCUUCAAGGUAUUCACUACGUGGCCAAAGAUUUAAGAGAGAAGUACCCCCAGAAUACGUACUUUUACAAAUUUUGCUACGAAACCGGCGAGUCGUUGAUGAAACAAAAAUUGGAAGUCACUUUGCCAGGUAUGGUGCACAAUUGUUCUCUAUUAUUGUUUAAUUCAGUACACAUUGAUAUACAUAUUAUUUACAGGGACGACACAUGCCGAAGAUCUGUAUUUCCUCUUCUUCCCACACGUGAUAAAGCUGGCGGACAUGAAACCACCGGGACCCGGAAGCGACGACUACAAAGUCAUAGAGUACUUCACUCAAAUGUGGACCGACUUUGCAAAAACUGGGAAUCCAACUCCAGUAACCACAAAUCUGAUCUCGACCACUUGGAAACCCAUGGGCAAAGGCAACGAAUACAAUUAUUUAGAGAUAACCGAAAAACUUCAGAUGAAAACUGACAAACUGGACGAACACACCUUCAACUGGAAGAAAAUGAAGAACAAGUUGUGAUUACUAAUUUCUCGCUAUCUGUAAUUUGUAUAUACGCAUGCCUGUGAAAUUAAUCAAUAAUACCAGUGACAUAGGCGGAACAAA